AUGAGAGAAAAGUGGAGAAAGAAGAGAAUGCGAAGACUUAAGAGAAAAAGACGUAAGGCACGUAAGUGAUAGGGAUAGUGAUAAUUAUAAACAUAUUUAAUUUGAACAUCUUUUUAUAUUAAAUUAUAGCAUUCUUAGAAUAUUAGUUACCUAAAGGAUGAAUAAUUUCUUUAGGUUGGAAAAAUGUUUUAGGAUUUAAUUGAUGAUUAAUAAAGAUGGCCAAAAUUGUCCAAUUGAUCUAAUAAAGUUUUGA
This is a messenger RNA of Paramecium sonneborni, 253 nucleotides long. NCBI's taxonomy places the organism in Eukaryota, Ciliophora, Oligohymenophorea, Peniculida, Parameciidae. The record is from the annotation of a GenBank genome assembly.